Periophthalmus magnuspinnatus is the source of this 2352-nucleotide messenger RNA. It is a transcript of the gene anxa6, whose product is annotated as annexin A6. Gene Ontology annotation, molecular function: calcium channel activity; GTP binding; calcium-dependent phospholipid binding. The transcript has 25 exons. Gene Ontology annotation, cellular component: focal adhesion; cytoplasm. Gene Ontology annotation, biological process: neural crest cell migration; apoptotic signaling pathway; mitochondrial calcium ion homeostasis. Bases 114 to 2111 code for a protein of 665 amino acids. The record is from RefSeq and is a predicted model, not a curated record. NCBI's taxonomy places the organism in Eukaryota, Metazoa, Chordata, Actinopteri, Gobiiformes, Gobiidae.
CCCCCUGCUCUUGGCGCAGCGACUGUUCACCGGGUUAACGGGACACUCUGCGGCUCGGAGGCACCGCGACACGAGAUCCUGAGAUUCAGCCAAGACUCCACAUCCACAUAAACAUGGUAUUCAGAGGGACUAUCACCGAUGCUCCGGACUUCGACCCCUCCGCAGACGCAGAGGCCCUGUACAAUGCUAUGAAGGGCAUUGGCAGUGACAAAGAGGCCAUCUUGGAUCUGGUGACAUCACGAAGCAACGCCCAAAGACAGGAAGUCAUCGCAGCUUAUAAAAGCAACUUUGGAAAGGACCUGAUAGAAGACCUGAAGUACGAGCUGACGGGGAAGUUUGAGCGGCUCAUUGUGAGUUUGAUGAGGACUCCUCCAUAUCACGAUGCCAAAGAAAUUCACGAUGCCCUUAAGGGAGCAGGAACAGAUGAGAAAUGUUUAAUUGAAAUUCUGGCUUCAAGACACAACCAGCAGAUUCAUGACAUGGUCGCAGCCUACAGAGAUGCAUAUGGCAGAGAAAUGGAGGAGGACAUCAUCGCAGACACUUCAGGACAUUUUAAGAAGAUGCUGGUUGUUUUGCUUCAGGGGACCAGGGAUGAGUCAGGAGCGGUGGAUGAGGAUUUAGUUGCAGAGGACGUCCAGGACCUGUACGCUGCCGGAGAGGAGCAGUGGGGCACAGAUGAGGCCAAGUUCAUCAUGAUCCUGGGAAAUCGCAGUAUACCUCACCUGCGCAAAGUUUUCGAUGAGUAUGAAAAAGCUUAUGAGACCACCAUUGAGGACAGUAUCAAGAGCGAACUGUCCGGGGACUUUGAACGCCUCAUGUUGGCUGUUGUGCAGUGCAUCCGAAGUUUCUCUAUGUUUUUUGCCAAACGUCUUUACAAAUCUAUGAAGGGCCUGGGCACAGCAGACAACACCCUGAUCCGGAUCAUGAUCUGCCGCUCAGAGCUGGACAUGUUGGACAUCAGGGAGUGUUUCCGCCUUCGCUAUGAAAAGUCCCUCUACAACAUGAUCAAGGACGACACUUCUGGAGACUACAAGAGGACUCUGCUCAACCUGUGUGGAGGAGAUGACGAUCUGGCUGGAGAGUUCUUCCCUGAGGCAGCUCAGAUUGCCUAUAAGAUGUGGGAGAUCAGCGCCACGACCAGAGUCCAGUUGAGGCCGACAGUUCGUCCAGCCUCCGAUUUUGACCCUGCAGCUGAUGCCCAAGCUCUCAGGAAGGCCAUGAAGGGAUUUGGAACUGAUGAAGACGCCAUCAUUGACAUUGUGGCGAACAGAAGCAAUGCUCAAAGACAAGAGAUAAGACAAGCAUUUAAGUCUCUGCUCGGACGGGACCUGAUGAAGGACCUGAAGUCGGAGCUGUCUAAGAACCUGGAGCGUCUGAUCAUCAGUCUGAUGUUGACUCCUGCUGAGUUUGACGCCAAGAUGAUGAGGAAGGCCAUGGAGGGAGCAGGCACAGAUGAACAUGCUCUGAUUGAAAUCCUUGUCACUCGAACCAAUGAACAAAUCCUCGCCAUGAAUGAGGCCUACCUGCACGGUUAUAAAAAGUCUUUGGAGGACGCCAUCCAGUCUGACACCUCUGGACACUUCUGCCGCAUCCUCACCUCUCUGGUCCAGGGAGCGAGAGAAGAGGGCCCAGCUGAUUUUGACAGAGCAGAUUCAGAUGCCCAGGAACUCGCCGAGGCCUGUAAUGCAGAGUCUGACGAUAUGGAGAUGAAGUUCAUGAGCAUUUUAUGUACCAGAAGCUUCCCCCAUCUGCGCAGAGUUUUCCAAGAGUUUGUGAGAUACACCAACAAAGACAUUGAGCAGAUCAUAAAGAAGGAGAUGUCAGGAGAUGUCAAGAACGCUUUCUACGCCAUUGUGUGCAGUGUAAAGAACCAGCCGUUGUACUUUGCAGACCGGUUGUACAAAGCCAUGAAGGGCCUGGGCACAGACGAUCGUGCUCUGAUUCGGAUCAUGGUGUCCCGCUCGGAGGUCGACCUGUUCAACAUCAGGAAGGAGUUUAAAGAGACACACGACACCUCCCUGCACGACUUCAUCCAGGUAGAAACAAGCAUCGGAGACACUUCUGGAGACUAUCGUAAAACUCUGCUGAUUCUGUGCGGUGGAGAAGACUGAACCCGUCACAAUAAAAGCCCCUGUUUAAACCAGUGCUCCUGCCAAAGGAAGUGACGAGUGGCCUUUCAAAAUAAGAGCUUUACCACAUCCCAUUUGUUUUUUGUACAAUCCUACCUUUUAUAUGUUUUCAUUCAUGUUAGCUAUGCAGCAAAUUUUAAAUUAAAAAACGCAGUGCCUCCAAACAAAAUUAACUGUGAUUCUAGCUGUUAAAAUGUGGAGAAUAAAGUAACCAUGAAAAAAA